Messenger RNA from Stereum hirsutum FP-91666 SS1, 1385 nucleotides. RefSeq lists its product as uncharacterized. The record is from RefSeq and is a predicted model, not a curated record. The transcript has 6 exons. Gene Ontology annotation, molecular function: oxidoreductase activity. NCBI's taxonomy places the organism in Eukaryota, Fungi, Basidiomycota, Agaricomycetes, Russulales, Stereaceae. The annotation marks the transcript as partial.
AUGUUGGACUACCAAAAGCCGGCGGAGAACAUCUUCGCUCUAUCGAAGCUCCCCGUUCUCGAUCUUGACUGGGGUAACUCUACGGCAUCUGUGAACAAGUUAUGCAUCAAACCCCGCUCUGUACCCGUCUCUGUUUGGAUCGUUGGCAUCAUCGACACCCUCUGGCUCUUCAACCCGCGCAGCGGCGAACCCGAGGCCCGUAUUUCGGUGGGGGUGGCGCCCCUCGCCGACCAUGCCCUGAUGGUCGCGAGGAACGUACUGUGCGAUUUUUCUCGGCCGGUGUCGACCAGCACCAAAUCUCUCUUCCACGUCAACGCUUCGAAGUGGACUUCUACUCAAGUUCACGGAGAACGUGCCAACCAGAACCAGGAGUUCGAGAAAGUCUACGAUGCGCGCAACAAAUUCGCCACCAAACACAAGAUGCCCCGGCUUGCUCCCGAGGAACUCAAGAAAGGAGACUUAGUGCUCAUGGAGGCCCAGAUAUCACGCUACAACACGAAGAAGGACAGGGAUGGAAAGGUUCGAACCAAGACUAACAAGGCUGAUAUGGUCGAGUACAAGGUCUCCUUCGACUUGGUUGCCGUUUCGCUGUUGGAAGUUGGGCCCAAGGUCACAGAGGAUGCUGCAGCGGAGCUUGACUCGGAUGACGAGGAGAUGCAAGCCUUAUUUGUCUUCGGUUUCUCGAUCUACGUCACCUCGUCUCCUUCUCCUUUUCUUCUCGAUGUAAUAGAGCUACAACGCUUGUUAAACAUGAAUUUCGUCUCCUAUUGGUCAUCGCCCCUGGGUGUUUUUCAAUCUCGCGUGGCUCCGUCACCCAUUGGGCCAUCUAAGUUUGGCUCGCUUCGCAGGCUUACGCAACAGUUCGAAUUUUGCUUCUGCUCUUGCGUCGACGACUAUCUGCCUUCAUUGACCCGCCCGCCUCUUUGUUUAAUGUCAGCGGUCACCGAGAGCGUCAGCGUUGCAGCCCUUCCAGAGCGCUCCGACGACAGCGCGGGUUUGACUCCCUUUCAAGAAAUGAUCUCCUUAUUUCAAGGCCUCGAUAUCUUUGAGGAAGGCGGGGCACACUCAAAACAACUGCUCGAUCACCGUCGUUUUGUGUUGUUUCCUCUGCGUGCUACCAAGGUUUGGCACUGGUACAAAGAAGCUGAGCACGGUUUCUGGACGGCCGAAUCAGUCGUAGGGCCCAUUGCCUAUGAGCCCAACAAAGAAUCACGAUCCAUUGCGGGCUGCGUCGCUGCCGCUGCAAUGUUUCUCAGCCCCAUAUCGACUCUCCAUACUGCAUCUUCCAGCAUAUCUUCGGCUGUCGACCUGCCGGAGGCUCGCUCAUUCCUAGGACUCCACUCAGCUCAAGCAGCUAUAUCUUCUGAAACGCUUGAAUACUUUCU